CAAACAGCGAAGACAUUUUGUAGAGUACCAAGUAGACAAGAGUGUCUUUGGAUUUACUUGUCUGAACUUUCAUUUCACAGAGGAAGGAGUCAUUUGUUAAUAAAUCUCCUGGGACCAAGAAUGACAUUUGCAAUGAGAUCUAAAUAUUAAUGUUGCUCCGACAGGAAAGAGUGGAACUCAAAUUCAAAUUACACAUCAACUUAAACCAAUAGCGCCCGCCAUGUUGGCCGAGGGAUGCCUCACGAGGAUCGGCUACGGUUACGAUUGGGGUGAGCGCGCGGGGCCCGAUGGCCGUGCAAACUCCGGCAGGUCUCCAGCGAGCAGCAGCAGCAGCUCCUGGGAAGAGCUCACCUACUUUCCCGACUGUGCGGAAGACGAGGAGCUGGGCCGAGGCGCCGCCGAAGACACGGUGCAAGGUCGGCCCGGGAACACGGGCAGCGCCAGGGGUCAGCAGGGCGAGCCGGCGGUCGCUCACCACCGGGGGGAAGCAGCUGACGUCAGAGGCAGGGCGACCUCCUUUAAUAGGAAGACAUCCGAGGUGUUGGAGAUACCAAGGAUCUCCGCGUGGGCGGAGAUGGAGGUGGACCUCUACCAGUCGUGGUCAACCACUUGCCAGAGUUACACGGACAUCCAGAUGGUCGGUGACAGCCAGACCCCCAGCAGCGCCACCAGCUUGACGACUUCUCUGGACCUUGAAGGUGAGAGCAGCAACUGGCCCUUUCUGCAGGCCAACAAGACCUGCGUCUGCCCAGCAGCCUCCGCCUGUUGCUGCGAAGGCCUACGAUGUCCUCGCUCAGAUACCUUCCACCAGGGGGACCGGAGCAUCGUCCUUCAGAGGGAACCGUUAUCCAACUCGGUACUCAACAAUUACAUGGAGCAGAAGAUCACGGAACUGUACAAGCAGUACCUAGAGGAUAACAUGACUAAAUAUGCCUCUCCCACCAGCGUAGUCAGCUCCCAUUACCUGAUGGCCAACAUUGAUCAGAUUAGUCAGCAGAUUUCUCUGGAGAAUAACAUGGAGCCCACAAUAGCCAAGGAUAUAGUUCUCAAUUGCCUCCGUAGCAUAGCCUGUGCAACAUGGUCCUCUGAUAUCACUACUCCCAUCCUGCAGAUAUCAAAUCAACCAGCACCAAGAUUUUAGUUCAGUUAAGGGCCUGUCCCACAUGGCGAUUUUUUUCAGCGACUGCUGGCGCCGUAUCAGGGCGGCCAAAAGAUUUUGUACGUUUCGAAAAUCCAGCGGCGGCAAAAAAAAUUGUCGCCACACUUG
Messenger RNA from Amblyraja radiata (thorny skate), 1267 nucleotides. Its product is annotated as protein CXorf21-like. Gene Ontology annotation, biological process: regulation of toll-like receptor signaling pathway. The transcript has 2 exons. The record is from RefSeq and is a predicted model, not a curated record. The coding region runs from base 221 to 1141 and encodes 306 amino acids. NCBI's taxonomy places the organism in Eukaryota, Metazoa, Chordata, Chondrichthyes, Rajiformes, Rajidae.